CCUUUCCGAAAAAGCAAUGGCCACCAUUGUGAACCGUAACCGUUACCCCGACCAGAGCAUUUACACCGUCAACAUUGACGGAGCCAAUAUCACCGUGACAGUUACAUCCUCCACCUCGAUCUUCGAAAAGUGGAUCUCAACCGCGCUUCUCCUCCGACGAGAUUAUUAUCCCUAUGCAAAAUUCAUCAUCGGCUUCGCCAUCGAUCGUGAGGUAAACACAUUGCAAUUCUGCCUCUAUAACAGUUGCCUAAUUUUCCAAAUCGGUCAGGCAGGUUCCGUAUCGCAAAUGAUCCGUGAUUUCAUGAAGGAUUAUCACAUUGGAUUCCCAGGGAUGAAUAACCUAUGGUAUAGGCGGACAUUGAUGUCGAAAUAUGCAAUAGAACUGAAAAUAGAUCCUGCUGAUCUUGCGCUUUGGUACGCGAGAGGAAAGCAUGGUCAUUUUUCGUUAAACGAAAUUGUUUUAAAUAUGUUAGGAAUCAAAGUGAAUCAGAGAGAAGAGAUAAGAAUGAGUGAUUGGAGUGGAGAGAAUCUUAGCGAUGAACAAAUUAUAUUUGCUUGCAUUGAUACUCAUUAUGCUUACAUGGUAGGAAGGGAAUUCAAGGCGUGGCAGUGGGGCUUGUAAUGUAAUUUGUAGUCUUGAUGAUUGCAUUGCAUCUCAUUUGGAAAUUGUUCAAUAUUUGAACAAGUAUCUUUCUAAAACUCUCAUUCAAUACUAUUAUUUCUUUCAUAAUUUUCCUACUUUUGAUAUUGGAUUUUAUUGGUUCGUCCUACUUUUAAUCAACUGUGUUGUGUGUACAUGGAUAGUUUCAGCAAUAUUCACAUGGCAGUUGAAUUACAACAUGUUCACUCUUAGAGUUGCUCGAAUGAAUGAUUUUUUUCAUGAUGAAUGUACUUAAUUAUAUUUUGGCAAAAAAGUCACUGCUAUUUUGGUGACAUUGCAGAGGGCAUAAAAAUUCAUUGUGUUUCUAAGGUUGGUGGUAAUGAAAUUGCCUUGAUUGAUAUGUUUAGAAAUAAUUAAUGUCAUGAAUCCACCUUGGACAUCCAAAACUAAUCUUGGAGCUU
Molecule: messenger RNA, 1062 nt
Organism: Trifolium pratense (red clover)
Lineage: Eukaryota; Viridiplantae; Streptophyta; Magnoliopsida; Fabales; Fabaceae
Exons: 1
Coding region: 17-622 (201 amino acids)
Cellular component (GO): cytoplasm; nucleus
Molecular function (GO): 3'-5' exonuclease activity; nucleic acid binding
Source: RefSeq, a predicted model, not a curated record